UAAAUUUAUAAAAAUUCAACAAUUUCACUGCCAGCAUAUUCUACACAAUCUCACAUUAUGGAGAGACCAAAUACUCCACCGCGGACUUCAAGAACUAGAUCUCAAGUCAUACCACCACCAACACCAGAAGUCAAAAGAAGAAUAGUUAGUUCAAGGCAACCCAUACAGACAAUCUAACCCCUCAUUUGUUAAUCUCUUUCACCAGGAAGAAAAUCGACUUAAGGCUAAAGCCCUUCGCGAACAAUCUAUAGCUCGUGAAAAUGCACUCUCCUCAAACAAUGCCAAUCGCACUCCCUCGGGCUUCGUCGCCACCCCAGAUAUAACCCUCACAGGUCAAAAGCGUACUCACUCCUCUAUCUCAACUUCGUCCAUCCCAGCGACUUCCCGCGAUGCGCGACAAUCUACCAAAGAUUCCCGAAUCGAUGACACCGCACCACAGGCGGCGCGGAAGUUCCGGAAAUAUGUUGAUCAUGAUUUUAGUAAGAUGACAGAUACAAAAGGUGGAUUUUUAGCUGCGGAAGAUGAUCCGUGGAAUAAGGCUUUACAUGCACCGAAAGAGGGGGAGAAACCAGCACAUAUGACAUUGAAGGAAUGGGAGAGACAUCAGUUGUUGAAAGGGUUGAGAAACAGGAAAGAGGGACCUUUUGAGCCAGGAUUGAGUGUGCUGGGGAAGGGCGAUAAAAAGUGUAGAGAGUGUGGGAGUUUGGAGAUUGAUUUUGUGUGGGAUGAGGUUUUUAAGUGUAUGGUUUGUAACCUGUGCAAGGAAAAGUUUCCGGAGAAAUAUAGUUUAUUAACUAAAACGGAGGCGAAGGAAGAUUAUCUUAUUACGGAUCGUGAGUCUUGUUGAUUAUACACGAUGAUAGACUUGAGCUAAUAUUCUUUGUAGCGGAGUUGAAAGAUGGUGAACUCUUACCACAUCUCAAUAAGCCCAAUCCACAUAAAUCGCACUGGCAUGAUAUGAUGUUAUUCUUACGCUACCAAGUUGAGGAAUAUGCAUUUAAAACGAAAUGGGGAAGCGCGGAAGCAUUAGACGAAGAGUUUGAGAAAAGAGAAACGGAAAAGAAGAAGAGGAAAGAGGAAAAGUUUAAGAAUAAAUUGAAAGAGUUAAAGAAGAAGACGAGAACCGAAGCGUAUAGGAGGGGUUUGGCAGGUGAUGGCAAAGGUGGAAAGUUUGGUGAUGUGAUUAGUAAUGGGAAACAUGAACAUGAAUGGGGUCAGACGGUAGAGAAUGAGGAUGGAAUGAGUGUGAAGAGUUGUGUGGAGUGUGGGAUGGAGGUUGAGGAGUUGGAAUUUUAAGGGAGGUGUUGCUAGGAGGUGUCGCUAUGGGGUAUGGGGUAU
Molecule: messenger RNA, 1338 nt
Organism: Sclerotinia trifoliorum
Lineage: Eukaryota; Fungi; Ascomycota; Leotiomycetes; Helotiales; Sclerotiniaceae
Source: the annotation of a GenBank genome assembly